Molecule: messenger RNA, 3541 nt
Organism: Erinaceus europaeus (western European hedgehog)
Lineage: Eukaryota; Metazoa; Chordata; Mammalia; Eulipotyphla; Erinaceidae
Gene: REXO1
Product: RNA exonuclease 1 homolog
Exons: 16
Coding region: 195-3287 (1030 amino acids)
Cellular component (GO): nucleus
Molecular function (GO): exonuclease activity; nucleic acid binding
Source: RefSeq, a predicted model, not a curated record
CCCCGGGAGCCGGCGAGUCUGCGCAGGCGCGCCGCGGGCAGCCGCUCCCAGCGUGCCUCGCGGCGGGUCCCGGGGGCCUCUGGGGCCUCGGCGCAAGAUGGCGGCGGCGGGGUCCGCGGGCGCGGGCGGCGGCUUCGGCGGCGACUCUGAGCGGCCCGCAGCCCCGGGCUCUGCCCGGCCCCCGCCGCCGCGCCAUGCUGCGUCCCACCGGCUUCUUCCGCGCCAUCGACUGUCCCUACGGGCCCGGGGCGCCCGGGGGGCCCUGCCGCCGCCCCUACUGCCACUUCCGGCACCGCGGGGCGCGGGGGCCCGGGGCGCAGCCCCCCAGCGCAGGCUACGACCUCUACGACACCGAGCCGCCACAGCCGCCCCCGCAGACAGACGGCGGGACCCCGGGCCCUGGGCUGCUGGAGCUGGAGCUGGUGAACCAGGCCAUCGAGGCCGUGCGCUGCGAGGUGGAGCGGGAGCAGAGGCGUUACCGCGAGCUGCUGGAGGCCAGCGGCCAGGCCCCCGCGCCCCCCAAGUACUCGGCUGCCUCCCCGGAGCGGGCGCAUGGCCGUGGGACCCCGGAGUACGUGCCCGGCCGGCCGGGGGGCAAGUACGUGCUCGACCGCAGCAGGCCCAGCACCGACCUGGAGUAUGACCCCCUCUCCAACUUCUCCGCCCGCCUGCUGGGCCGCGCCCCCAAGCGACCCCGCGGCCCCCAGCCCUACAGCCCCGCGCUCAAGAGGCCCCGCGAGCCCUACGCCGAGGCCCGCUUCUCCGAGGACGAGGACGAGGGGGACGGGGACCGGACCCCCGCCGCGCCCGGGGAACCCCCUGCUGACGCCGGCCUCCGGGGCACCCGGGAGACCGCCGUGCAGUGUGACGGCGGGGAUCUGGGCCAGCCGACGUCCCCCGGGACCCGGGACCCAGCGUGGCCCAAGAAGAAGCGGCGGGACCGCCAGGAGGGCGCCCAGAAGAGAGGGGAGGAGAAGGAGGAGGAGGAGGAGGCCCCGGGCCCCAAGGGGCCGGCCUCGGACCGGAGAGCCCCCUUGGGCCCAGCCGCCCCCGCCCCCCCGCCCCCAGAGCGCAAGGCCGCCCCCGAGCCCAAGCGCCGCGCCCUGAGCCAUGCUGAGCUGUUCGGGGAUGAGAGCGAGGACGAGGGGCCCCCCGCCCAGCCCCCCGAGACCCCCGGCCUCAGCUCUGGCUGCUCAGACUCUGACUCGGACUCCAGUCCUGAGGCGGCCGCCCCCCCGCCCCGGGCCUCCGACAAGAGGCUCAAGGCCUCUCCGGGCACGGCCCCCGCCUCCCCGGCCCGCUCCCCCCGGCCCGCUCCCCCCUGCCCGCCCUGCUCCCCCUCCUCCUCGUCGUCCUCGUCCUCCUCCUCCUCAGGCGGGAACCUGGCGGCCCUGGCGGGGGAGGUGGACCUGGAGGGGGACCCCAUGGAGGAGUGCCUGCGCAUCUUCCAGGAGGCCGGCCGCGCCAAGGCCCCGGACCAGGACCGCAGCCGGCCAGCCCGACAGGAGCGGGAGCAGCGCAGAGACAAGGGGCCCUCGGCGCCCAGCACCCUGCUGCCCGGGCAGAAGCGGCGCAUCUCCCACCUAGCCAAGCGGGGCAAGGAGGAAGAGCCCACCAGGAGUGCCCCUGCGCCCCCCGCCCGGCCUCCCACGGCCCAGGAGGUGUGCUACCGGCGAGCCGAGCAGGCACAGCGGGACUCUGCCCACUGGCUGCAGGCGGCGCGCGAGCCUCCCUCUGGGAAGCCCUCCUCCGUGCACAUAUCCGUGCCCGGUGAGAAGAGGAGGAGGGUGGCACACGCUCCUAACCCCCGGCUGGCCACAGCCCUGGCCGCCCCCCGCGCACCCCCCGCCGGCGCCAGCCACCCCCCGCCCGGCCCCGCGCUCAAGGCCCGGACGCUCGCCCGCAUGGCGUCCAAGACCACCACCGUCGCCGUGCCCAAGCGUGUGGCUCACAGCCCAUCUCUGCAGGGGCUAAAGAGGCCCGUCAUCCCCAGAGAGUUUGGGGGCAAGGUCCCCACCGUGGUCCGCCAGCGCUACCUCAACCUGUUCAUGGAGGAGUGCCUCAAGUUCUGCGCCUCCAGCCAGGAGGCAGUGGAGAAGGCCCUGAGCGAGGAGAAGGUGGCCUACGACCGCAGCCCCAGCAAGAAUGUCUACCUGAGCGUCGCCGUCAAUGCCCUCAAGAAGCUGCGCGGCCUGGCGCCCGGGGCCGCCUCCAGCUCCGUGCCAGGCAAGAGCAGCGGCCGCAAGCUGGUGUCCCACGAGGUGGUGCUGGGGGGCCGGCUGGCCGCCAAGACCAGCUUCUCGCUCGGCCGGCCCGGCAGCCCCCGCACGGAGGACCUCAAGGGCCCCGCGCUGUACGUCCGCCUGCGUGACUAUCUCCUGAGCGAGGAGCAGCUGAAGGAACACGGGUACCCCUUCCCGCACCCCUCGCGGCCCGGCGGCGCCGUGCUCUUCACGGCUGACGAGAAGAAGCCCAAGGACGCCUCCUGCAGGGUCUGCUGCCGCUGCGGGGCGGAGUACACGGUGUCGCCCACGGGCCGCUGCCUGCGUGAGGAGGAGUGUCUGUACCACUGGGGCCGCCUCCGCAGGGCCCGCGUGGCCGGCGGCUGGGAGGCCCAGUACCUGUGCUGCGCGGCCGCCAUCGGCUCUGCGGGAUGCCAGGUCGCCAAGCAACACGUGCAGGACGGUCGCAAGGAGAACCUGGAGGGCUUCGUGAGGACCUUCGCCAAGGAGCUGCCCCCCGACGCGCACCCCGGGGUCUUUGCCCUGGACUGCGAGAUGUCCUAUACCACCUACGGCCUGGAGCUGACACGCGUGACGGUGGUGGACACGCAGCUGCAGGUGGUCUACGACACCUUCGUGCGGCCGGACAACGACAUCGUGGACUACAACACCAGGUUCUCGGGCGUCACGGAGGCCGACCUGGCGGGCACGAGCACCUCGCUGCGGGACGUGCAGGCCGUGCUGCUCAGCAUGUUCAGCGCCGACACGGUGCUCAUCGGCCACAGCCUGGAGAGCGACCUGCUGGCGCUCAAGACAGAUCAUCCAGGACAGCGUGGACGGGCACAGCUCGAGCGAGGACGCCAUCGCCUGCAUGCACCUGGUGGUCUGGAAGCUCCGCCAGGAUGCCCAGACCCGGCGGUGACCGGUGAGGUGCCGGCCGCCCUCACCCGCCCUCACCCGCCGGCCCACAGUGCAAUAAACAGCUGCUCAGCCGCCCCGCCGCCGCCACCGCCCCGCCCUCUCGCUCUCCCGCUCAUUUGUACUUUCUUUUUAUUAUUUUCUUAAUUUAAACCGGAUGACUGGCACAGUUGUCUCCCCCCCCCCCGCCCUCCCUCCCCCCAAAGCCCGGAGGAGCCAGGCCCUGGUGCUGGGGUCCCCCACCCCGAGGCCGGAGGCUGCCCCUGCGGCCUCUGGGAGCCCCCGCCCAACCCCGACCCCAGGGCCUGGGGCCGCAGUCUCCCACCCCCCCCAGGCUCUGCCAGGCCCAGACCCGGCCCGCCCGCCCCGCCAAGGGGGAAUAAACGUUUGUAUGGAGUUUA